Oenanthe melanoleuca is the source of this 1504-nucleotide messenger RNA. RefSeq names its product EEIG family member 2 (gene EEIG2). Lineage: Eukaryota; Metazoa; Chordata; Aves; Passeriformes; Muscicapidae. The coding region runs from base 352 to 1461 and encodes 369 amino acids. The record is from RefSeq and is a predicted model, not a curated record. The transcript is spliced from 11 exons.
GCACAAGCCGCGCUCGCCACGUCGCUGCUGCGGACACCGUGGGGAGCAGCAGCCGAGCUGCCCUCAUUGCACAGCAUUGGCCCGGCCCCGGUCUGGGCCAGCUGCUCCGGGAAGCGCCCGGCGGCGCUGGAGCCCUCGGCGGCGGGCGGAGCGGAGGCGGGCGGGUUUGAAAGGGAGGCGCCGGCUGCCAUGUAAGCGCCGGCCGGGAGCGCCGCUGCCGGCAGGGCUGAGCUGGCACCGCCGCUCCGGCCCGGCCCGCGGAGCCGCCCCCGCCCCGGGCAUGGGAGCGCAGCGGAGCGGGGCCGCCGGAGAGCAGCGGAGCUGCCGCGGGGGCGGCCCCCGGGAAGGCCCAUGGCCUUCAUCAUGAUGAAGAAGAAGAAGUUCAAGUUCCGCGUGGAGCUGGAGCUGGACGAGCUCUCCUCCGUGCCCUUCGUCAACGGCAUCCUGUUCUGCAAGGUGCGGCUGCUGGACGGGGGCAGCUUCAGCGGGGAGUCCUCCCGGGAAGUAGUACAGGCCAAUUGUGUCCGCUGGAAGAAAAAGUUCUUCUUUAUGUGUAAGAUCAGUGCCAGUGCCACAACAGGGAUUCUGGAUACCUGCACUUGCAGGGUGUCUGUACGGAAGGAAUUAAAAGGAGGAAAGGCAUAUGCAAAGCUAGGAUUUGCAGAUCUAAAUCUAGCAGAGUUUGCUGGAUCAGGAAAUACCACUCGUCGCUGUUUACUGGAAGGUUAUGAUACCAAAAAUACAAGACAAGACAACUCCAUUCUCAAAGUUUUGAUCAACAUGCAGCUGAUGUCUGGAGACCCGUGCUUUAAAACGCCUCCUUCCACAGCAACAUCUAUAGCAAUUGCUGGAGAAUCAGAGUCUUUGCAUGAAGACAGGAAAGGUGGAGAAAACUUAAAAGUAGCACAUCUGGGUAUAGCAGGUGUCUCAUCAAAGAGUGCCUCAGUCCCAGAUGAACUUGGUGCAUGUGGACAUUCCAGAACAUCAAGCUAUGCAAGUCAGCAAUCAAAACUGUCAGGAUACAGCACAUGUCACUCUAGAUCAUCUAGUCUGUCUGAACUCUGCCACAGGAGAAACACCUCAGUGGGGAGUACCUCAGUAGGAAGUACCUCAACAGGAACUGGAAGUAUUCUAGAGGCAUGUGAAGAGACUGAGCCAAAAGUAACUGAAGCUGAUACUGAUACAUCCACUGAAGAUGCACCACCAGAAAAACAGUGCAGACAUCCUGUAAAGCAAGACUCUGUGGAGUCACAGCUGAAGAGGGUUGAUGCUACCAGAGUUGAUGCUGAUGAUAUAGUUGAAAAAAUACUCCAGAGUCAAGACUUCAGUUUAGACUCAAGUGCAGAAGAAGAAGGUUUAAGAUUAUUUGUGGGCCCUGGUGGAAGCACUUCUUUUGGAAGCCACCAUCUACCUAACAGGGUAGGAUCUGGAGCAUAUGAACAGGUGGUGAUAAAACGCUAAACUGGAAUGUCAAAUGAGGAAAACUUGGAGCUCUAGUAUUGAU